AUGGAUGUGGAUUGGGAUUUUUUACCAAUCUAUGAUAUUUAUUAUGAUGAUACUAAAGUCAUUAACAUUGAUAAUGAUGACAAUAAAGUUGUCAUAAAUGACGACCUCAUUGAAAGGAUAAAAGUUGAGUGCAAAGAGAUUAUGAGAGAUCCGUUAUCCGUGGCUGGAAAAAGUUACCGCCUCGGGAUAUGGUUGUCCGGCACUACUAUCUAUGGCACUAUCUUCCGGAUCGAUUUAGGAGAAGAUGAAGAUUAUUUUG
This is a messenger RNA of Dovyalis caffra, 259 nucleotides long. The record is from the annotation of a GenBank genome assembly. NCBI's taxonomy places the organism in Eukaryota, Viridiplantae, Streptophyta, Magnoliopsida, Malpighiales, Salicaceae.